Molecule: messenger RNA, 666 nt
Organism: Andrographis paniculata
Lineage: Eukaryota; Viridiplantae; Streptophyta; Magnoliopsida; Lamiales; Acanthaceae
Exons: 1
Coding region: 65-532 (155 amino acids)
Source: RefSeq, a predicted model, not a curated record
AACCAUUAAUUAUUAUAACUCAUUACAUAAUUCCUUUCCUCCAAAGCUUCCUCCACCUCCAUUAAUGGCGGAGCCUUACCAGAAGCGUCCCAGGGAUGAAUCGGAAGGAGUGAAUCACUUUUCCGACUCGAAGCGCCAAAACUCGGUCUCGGAGGGAGAACUUCUGCAGGAGGAGGAACUCUCGUCGCCGUCGUCGUCAUCCGCCGUGUUCCAGCAGCAGGAUCUCUCCGCCGCCUUCGAUUUCGACUUUCUGCCGGCGGAGGAGGUCGAGGAGAUCCCCGGAGGCGCCACCGCGGCGGCGUGCAGCUCGUCCGACGAAGACGACGGCGUGAAUUCGGUCAUGAGGCAUCUCCUGGAGGCCUCCGAUGAUGAAUUAGGGCUUCCGAAUUGCACCGACGACGAGGCUUUAAACACUGCUGACGUGAGCUGUUCGGAGAAUUUUCCGAUCGAUUUUGGCAACGACGGCCUGUGGGAAUUCGAGGACGUCGCCGCCGGUUACUAUACCAUGCUGCAGUCGGAGCUUUUUAUGUAGCGUUCUUUUGGGGGUAUAAAUGAGAGUUAAGGAAAGUUUGAGGACUGAAGGGGAAAAUAUGGACUUAUUAUUGUGAUUUAUGUUUUGGUCCCCAUCUAUCUGUUGAAAUAUGCAUUAUUACCCCCUUUAGGUUA